Molecule: messenger RNA, 607 nt
Organism: Zingiber officinale
Lineage: Eukaryota; Viridiplantae; Streptophyta; Magnoliopsida; Zingiberales; Zingiberaceae
Product: heat shock protein 83-like
Exons: 4
Coding region: 62-607 (181 amino acids)
Biological process (GO): protein stabilization; protein folding; cellular response to heat
Cellular component (GO): perinuclear region of cytoplasm; cytosol; plasma membrane
Molecular function (GO): ATP binding; ATP-dependent protein folding chaperone; ATP hydrolysis activity
Source: RefSeq, a predicted model, not a curated record
AGCACUUGAUUCAUUCGAUUCCGGUUCCCGUUCGCGAAACCAGUUUCUUUCAAUCGAGGUGAUGGCGGACGUGCAGAUGGGGGAGACGGAGACCUUCGCGUUCCAGGCGGAGAUCAACCAGUUGUUGAGUCUCAUCAUCAACACCUUCUACUCCAACAAGGAGAUCUUCCUGCGCGAGUUGAUUAGCAACGCCUCGGAUGCACUCGAUAAGAUCCGGUUCGAGGGUCUCACCGACAAGAGAAAGCUGGACGCCCAGCCGGAGCUCUUCAUCCGCCUCGUGCCUGACAAGUCGAACAAGACGCUUUCCAUCAUCGACAUCGGCAUUGACAUGACCAAAGCUGGUAAUUUCUCUUCUCCGCACCUUGUCGGGAUGACGCCGCCGUCCCGACGAACGCUCAAGAAAUGCCUUAAGAUUCUUCCUCAUGAUAUUUUUGUUUAUCAUGGCAACGUCCAGAAGUCUAUGGCAACCGCUUCUGCUGAGGGUGGCCUCGAUCCCAUACUUGCCUACACUGCCGGAGCAGAGAUCGAGCAGCUGCAGUGGUCUUCCUCCCAGCCCGACUGGGUUGCCAUUGCCUACUCCACUAAGCUUCAGAUUCUGAGAGUUUAA